GGGCGGAGAGAGCGCAGGACCGGUUUCCAGCAGGCUCCACCUCGUGCACCCCGCUGCUUCCGGCCCGCUGUGGUUCGCACUCUGAGACAUGGGGAAAGUGAGGGGGCUGCGAGCCCGAGUGCACCAGGCUGCCGUGAGACUCACGGGGCAAUCCGCACCCGGCCUCGCUCCUCCGGCCGUGGAGGCGGCCCCACCGCAGGCCCCGGCCGGCGGAGUGGGGAAGAAGGAGUGGGCUUUUGUGAACACCGACAUCUUUGCCAGGACCCAGAUAGACCCCGGCACCUUGGUGCAGAAGCUGGACCUGGACGCGAGGAGCGUCGCUUCCAUCAGGAGAGGUGCCGAGGCGAAGGUGAUUUUGCCCAAGAAGGAGAAGCUGAAGCUGAGGCGUGAGCGGUGGCUGCAGAAGAUCGAAGCCAUAAAGCUGGCGGAGCAGAAGCUCAAGGCGGAGCGGAAGAGGCGGGCCACGGUGGUGGUGGGGGACCUGCAGCCCCUUCGGGACGCCCUCCCUGAGCUGCUGGAUCUGGAAGCCGGUGCUAGGCGACCACAGACCCAAGGCCGAGCCAGCAGCAAGCCCCGGCCUGCCGAGCUGAGCCGGAUGAGCGCGGCGCAGAGGCUCCAGCUCCUGGAGGAAGAAAGGACCCGCUUCCGGGACCUGCUGGCCAAUCCCGCCUACAGAGCCAGCCCCCUGCUGGCCAUCGGGCAGCAGCUGGCCCGGCAGAUGCAGCUGGAUGGCGGCGCCCUGCUCUGACCUGGCCCGGGGCAUACCGUGAGCUCCGGGGACGAACAGGUGCCAGAGAGGGCCUACUCCUCAUCGUUGCCACCUUGAACCUGGAGGGCGGCCUCCUAGACUGUCACUUGUUAGCACUGGUGGGGCAGACCACGCCCUCACCCGCCCCUCCCAGCGGGUCAAUAAAUGCUGUGUGCGCCCAGACAGUGGGGCGGGGCUUCCUCCUGUGCCCUGGCUGUGCUGUGAGUGACACAGGUCUGUUCUUACGGACCCCAGGUUUGAAGGUCGGCCUGCAGAAACACUGACUUACACCCUUGGUCUGAGGAUGGGAGCGGGAGUGCGUGCCUUUUCCGGGUGUUCGGGAACGGGCGUGGGGUUUGUGCCAGGCGGGGACCCGCUGCCCACGGCCUGUGGGGGCGUUGGAGGAUGUGUGGCUAGAGCGGAGGAAGGGCCCCAGGGGUCCACUGCGUGAGGGACCCGGUCACUGGUUGCUGGCAUUCCCUCAGAGCCCUGGCUUGGGUGUGGGUCCCACCCUCAGGCAGCGGGAUGACUGUACUGGUGGCUGUGUCGGGUUGCACUUGGCCCCUGCCCGGCACCCACUGGGCCCCGGCGCUUGCCCUGAGCUGGCAGCCUGGGCUGAGGUGUGGGGGUGCGGCCCCUCCGUGAUUCCACGAUGACCGGGGUUUUCCAGGGCGCUGCUUCCAGGACGUCAGGAGAGCCGGCCGCCGGGCGGAGAUAGCGGGGCGCCAGCCUUCCGGGCCUCUCUCUGCUGCCGCAUUCCUGGGGCAGCUGGGCCCCUGCUCCUGGACCUGAGACAGUGGAGGGGGAACCUUCUUGAUUUCAAGUCAAACAGACUCAACUAAACUGCUUUCCUUCUGAGGAUGUUCAAAUCACACUGGUUAACAUGAGAAUUACAUGCAUAUUCCUGGUG
Molecule: messenger RNA, 1658 nt
Organism: Phyllostomus hastatus (greater spear-nosed bat)
Lineage: Eukaryota; Metazoa; Chordata; Mammalia; Chiroptera; Phyllostomidae
Gene: SLX9
Product: SLX9 ribosome biogenesis factor
Exons: 6
Coding region: 89-748 (219 amino acids)
Biological process (GO): maturation of SSU-rRNA from tricistronic rRNA transcript (SSU-rRNA, 5.8S rRNA, LSU-rRNA)
Cellular component (GO): nucleolus; 90S preribosome; preribosome, small subunit precursor
Source: RefSeq, a predicted model, not a curated record